AUGUCUCAGUGGGGGGCCUCUCUCUUCAGCUCCGUCACCCCCAGCCACAAGGGCACCUCCCCCAUCCCUUCACCCCGCCGCAGUGCUGCGUCUCAGGCACGCACACACUACCUCACGCCCCCUGCCCACGCCCCUGCCCCCUGCCCCCUACCCCCAGCCACAAGGGCACCUCCCCCAUCCCUUCACCCCGCCGCAGUGCUGCGUCUCAGGCACGCACACACUACCUCACGCCCCCUGCCCACGCCCCUGCCCCCUGCCCCCUGCCCCCUGCCCCCCUGCCCCUUGCCCCACGCCCCUGCCCCCUGCCCCACGCCCCCUGCCCCUGCCCCCUGCCCCUGCCCCCUGCCCCACGCCCCCUGCCCCACGCCCCUGCCCCACGCCCCUGCCCCACGCCCCCUGCCCUCCCUGCCCCCCUGCCCCCUGCCCCACGCCCCUGCCCCCUGCCCCACGCCCCCUGCCCCACGCCCCUGCCCCACUGCCCCCUGCCCCCUGCCCCCUGCCCCCUGCCCCCUGCCCCACGCCCCUGCCCCCCUGCCCCCUGCCCCCUGCCCCACGCCCCCUGCAUUAGUCUCUUCACAGCGGCUUUCUCCACUAAACACAUCAUCUCAUGUCUAA
This is a messenger RNA of Alosa sapidissima (American shad), 615 nucleotides long. Its product is annotated as vegetative cell wall protein gp1-like. Lineage: Eukaryota; Metazoa; Chordata; Actinopteri; Clupeiformes; Clupeidae. The record is from RefSeq and is a predicted model, not a curated record. Bases 1 to 615 code for a protein of 204 amino acids. The transcript has a single exon.